Aspergillus nidulans FGSC A4 is the source of this 1569-nucleotide messenger RNA. Its product is annotated as protein CYP630B2. The record is from RefSeq and is a predicted model, not a curated record. Bases 1 to 1569 code for a protein of 522 amino acids. The transcript is spliced from 2 exons. Gene Ontology annotation, molecular function: oxidoreductase activity, acting on paired donors, with incorporation or reduction of molecular oxygen; heme binding; iron ion binding. Gene Ontology annotation, biological process: secondary metabolite biosynthetic process. Lineage: Eukaryota; Fungi; Ascomycota; Eurotiomycetes; Eurotiales; Aspergillaceae.
AUGAUUACGCUUACCUACGCUGCUAUCACCGGGCUUCUGGUCUUGGUCUACUUUGUGAUAUGGCCCGUCUUUGAAUACUUCCGGGACCCCAAGGGUCUCCGGAGGUACCCUAAUAUGUCCAUUUUUUCUGGGAUCUCGGCCAUUCCCUUCAUGUUGAUGGCCUCGCGCAAGUUCCGAUCAAAGGAGCUCCAGGAACUCCACAAGAAACACCCUGUGCUUCGUACAGGCCCAAAUUCCCUCUCCUAUGGUGAUGUCCGUGCCAUCAAGGACAUCUACGGACACAAUACACGCUGUGGCAAAGACCCGUCAUACAUCGUCUCAGCCGGGUCACAUUAUCACCUUGCCGACGUUAUUGACCGCGCCGACCACUCCCGCAAGCGCAAGGUCCUCUCUUCUGCAUACGCUCUCAAGAACCUCGAGACAUGGGAACACAAGGUCAGUGACAAGAUCGCCCGCCUGGUCAAGCACUUUGACAGUGUCUGCACCGCGCCUCUCCCUGCCGGCCAGGAAGAGCCCGACCCCGCCGACCUGACGGUCGACUUCCGGGCAUGGACCAACUUCUUCAGUCUCGACGCGAUUGUCGACAUUGGGCUGAGCGAGAAACUCGGCUUCCUAGAUCAGGGACACGAUAUGUGCACGGCCGAACGCAAAGAUGGCACGACCUACCGCGCCUCCCUCCGCGACGCCCUGUACCCUAACGCCCGCAAACAAUCUCUCCUCCUCUGGAACUACGACUGGUACCCGAUCAUCAAUCGCUGGGUGAACAUCAUUCCUUACUUCGCCAAGAUGCAGAAAUCCAGUGACACUUGGGAAGACAUCGUCUGGCAUCAUGCCAUGCAGCGCCGACGGCGCUACGAGGCCGGCGAAAAGCUGGAGGACUUCUUCUCCGCCCUGAUGGAGGAUAAAGCGGGACACCCUCUAGGCCUUGAAUGGGGCGAGGUCUGCGCCGAAAUCAACAUCAUGAUGAACGCCGGCUCUGUGACUACCGCCAUCGCCAUCACCAACGUAAUGUAUCAGCUCCUCCGCAACCCGCAGUGCCUCGCCACCCUCCGCGAAGAAAUCGAUUCGGUCUACGAUUCGGAAGACGAGGUGGUGGCCUCCUACGAUAAGGUCAAGCACCUCCCGUAUCUCCGGGCCUGCCUUGACGAAUCUCUCCGCAUUUUCCCACCCACGUCCCACGGCCUCCCGCGCGAGACACCCCCUGAGGGAAUGGAGAUCCUAGGCCAGUGGGUGCCGGGCAAAACAUCCGUCAGCAUGUCCGCGUACGUCGCCCACCGGGACGAAACUGUCUUUCCAGAAGCAUACCUGUACAAGCCUGAGCGGUGGUUGGGCGAGGAAGGCAAGGCGCUGCAACCGUAUUUCGUUGCGUUCAGCGCGGGCGCGAGGUCCUGCAUUGGGAGGAAUAUCUCGUACCUAGAACAGACGGUUAUCCUUGCGACGCUGGUAAGGAGGUAUGAGUUUGCGUUGCCGAGUAAAGACUGGGAAUUGCAGAGGGAGGAGACAAUGAAUCUGAUCCUGGGAGGGAUGCCGGUGAAAGUUUGGCGGAGGCAAUUGGAUGGGGAUGCCUAG